This is a messenger RNA of Triplophysa rosa, 2397 nucleotides long. RefSeq lists its product as uncharacterized. Lineage: Eukaryota; Metazoa; Chordata; Actinopteri; Cypriniformes; Nemacheilidae. The record is from RefSeq and is a predicted model, not a curated record. The coding region runs from base 380 to 1066 and encodes 228 amino acids. The transcript is spliced from 7 exons.
CUUAAUCUCUUAUAUUUCUUGGCUCUUUUUUCCCUUUUGUACUCAGUCUCGCGUUGUGACCACAUUUGAGAUUAGUUAAAAAUCAUGCAAUCGUUCAAGUUUUAACUUGUCAAAAAUAAUGAACACUGAGGCAAUUUGUUUAGAUGUUGUAGUGAUAGACAUGGUAUAAUCAAAUUCCAUAUGCUUUAGACAAAUGUUUACAUUUUAAAAAGGAUAUUCGUAAGAGGUACAUUAAAAUAACACUCACUACUGUACUGAAACCUGUCCUGAUUUUUUUGUGUUGGUGUUUUGUUAAAUAACUUGCAUGUCAUAAAAUGAAUGUUUCUUAAUAAUAAAUAAAAUUGACUACAAAAUUUAAUGUUAUGACUAACUUUCUCUAAUGACUUUGCAGGUUUGGAACAUGCUGUUCAUUAAAGUGAGAUAUCAGGGCUCAAGAAAAUUUAUCAAAAUGCAGGAUGGAUUUACUUUCGCUGACUUCAUUAAUGAAGUCCACAGUCGGUUUGGCCUACCCGCCAGGACAGAUCUGUGUAUUUUUGAUGACACUGAUACUGAAAUUGACGAGGACAUUUUACAAAAUGUACUCAAGGCGAGACCUGAUAUGUUGCUCACAGCUAGAGGACAAAAUGAAGAAUUUUUGUCAUCAUAUGCAACAAGCAGCCCUUGCACUGACACAUUGUCACAAAGUCGUAGUCAUUCAUCAACUGAACUUGAUGAUCAAACCCCAGAACGUCCUUCCAAAAAAUCUAAGCCAUCAGAUGACUCCGCGGCUGAAGCAAAAAAGGUGGUCCUUUGUGCCCUUGAGAAGAACAGUGGAGGUGAUGCCAUCCUUGCUGAAUACAGUUCCAAAAAAACACUUUCAAGCGAAAUGAGACAACUCCUAGUCAACAUUUUAGUUGCUCAUAUGGUACAAAUGCAUGGGAGGAUUCCCACAAGAAACCAGAGAGAGCAGUAUGCUCUUGGUGUUGUGUCUCUCUUACCAUCGCUAAGAGAUCCAUUUUCAAAAAAAAAGGCUAUGAGCAUUUUUAUGAUUCAGACAGUGGGACUGGAUAUAUUGCUUGGCGGUUGAAAGCUGCAGAGGAACACCAACAAGAAAAGUGUUAGCUUUUCCAAGAAAGGUGAUGCUGAUGUCAGUGGACAUUUGCUGAACAGAUGUUCUAGCUCUGAGCAGCAGGAUGAGGAUUCUUUGAGAGAAGCUGUCGCAUUUCUCACACAAUCCACAGAUGAAGGACAGAUCUUGCUCAAAAUGAGGGAGACAUUUAAAUACAGACACGGGCUUGUUCACGAUCCAGACAAGACAGCAGAUAUUCUGAAGACCUUUCCUCGGUUUCUUAACAACAAAGGACUGGUGAAUCAAGACUUCUCACUGAUCUUCAAUACAGAGACAUCGUCAAAAUUGCUUGAAAGGUGGGAUACAGCUUUCAAGCCAAGAAUCAUCGAAGAAGCCAUGGGACUUAAUUCAACUUCUACUGUAUCCUCACUUCUUCUGUCAGCAAAACAUCAGAGAGACAGUGAGCAGUGUUCUGGUGAGAUGUUUACAAAUGGUCAGCUUGGCAGUAGUUUUGUAUUGUAGAUGGGACUUGUCUUUUUUUAAAGUCUGCCUGUUCCUUUAAACUUGGUAGCCUUCCAAGCAAAAUUGAUGCAUUCACAAAAGGUGUACAUGUCUUUUUUUCUUCAGGCUAACAGGUCACUGGGACUCAUUAACAUUACAUCGCAAAGAGUUUGGGCCAUUGUCUUUAUUUUCUUUUGCAGACCAUGAUGGUGAUGAAUUGUUGUCUUCUCUUAAAAUUCCUGUGCAGGAAAAUGUCUAUUGCACUAAUUGGGUUAAAAUUGAUGGCAUUGAGUACAGAGUUGGACUUCUUGUUUGCAAUAAUUUAAAACAUGAGCUUCAUGUAUUUUCCAAAAUAGCACAGAUUCUUGUAAUAGGUGAGUGUAUAGCUUUCAUAGUCAAUGAACUGGUCACAGAAUAUUUCAGUGAACACAAACAUGCUUUUGUUGUAAGUAAUGGUGAAUACAAGGAAACUGUUAUUCAACUCAAAAGUCUGCGAUUUUACAAGCCAUUUGAUAUGCAGUGUGCAUGUGGACCAGAAGAAAGCAUUUGUGUUACUUUCUCAUUGUCUGAAAAGCUUGGUUUGACCCUUGUUAAAUGAUUUUAAUAUCCAGAGUUUAACGUAAGCUGGUUUUAUUAAAAGAAUGUAUUGCAUUAUUUACAGAAAAUUUAACAUCUGCUGUGAUUUCCUGUAUCAAAUUUGAAUUUAAGAGGCAUCCAGUUUUAUAUUGUUCCAACUGUAAUGCUCUUGUGAUGUGUAAGUACAUUUUAUCCUAAAGUUUGUAAGUGAUAAUGCUCUGUAUUUCACGUCACAUUAUAAUGAUUUAAGAAUGUGAAAUAAAACUGAGAAG